Molecule: messenger RNA, 3810 nt
Organism: Tachyglossus aculeatus (Australian echidna)
Lineage: Eukaryota; Metazoa; Chordata; Mammalia; Monotremata; Tachyglossidae
Gene: LTBP3
Product: latent transforming growth factor beta binding protein 3
Exons: 28
Coding region: 87-3695 (1202 amino acids)
Molecular function (GO): calcium ion binding
Source: RefSeq, a predicted model, not a curated record
GCUUUAAGGUGGUCUUCGCCCCCGUCAUCUGCAAGAGGACAUGCCUGAAGGGGCAGUGCCGGGACAGCUGCCAGCAGGGCAGCAACAUGACCCUGAUCGGAGAGAAUGGGCACAGCGCGGACACCCUCACUGGCUCCGGCUUCCGAGUGGUGGUGUGCCCCCUGCCAUGCAUGAAUGGGGGCCAGUGCUCCUCCCGCAACCACUGCCUCUGCCCCCCGGACUUCACCGGUCGCUUCUGCCAGGUGCCGGCGGGCCUGGGGACAGGCCGGGCUGGGACGCUGGGCGGCCCCCCGCCCCCGGCAGCGGAGGGCGAGCCCGUGGCCAGCAAGCACGCCAUCUACGCCGUCCAAGUCAUCGCCGACCCUCCGGGCCCCGGGGAGCCGCCCCCGGCCCACCACGCCGCCUUCCUGGUGCCCCUGGGGCCUGGGCAACUCUCGGCCGAAGUGCAGGCCCCACCACCCCUGGUGAACGUGAGGGUGCAUCACCCCCCGGAGGCCUCGGUCCAGGUGCACCGGAUCGAGGGGCUGAGCGCCGAGGGCCCCGCGCCCCCCCAGCACCUCCUCCCGCACCCCAAGCCCCCCCGGCCCCCCACCCAGAAGCCCCUGGGCCGCUGCUUCCAAGACACGCUGCCAAAGCAGGCGUGUGGCAGCAACCCCCUCCCGGGGCUCACCAAACACGAGGACUGCUGCGGGAGCGUCGGCACCGCCUGGGGUCACAACAAGUGCCACAAGUGUCCCCAGCUGCAGUACACGGGUGUCCAGAAGUCGGGGCCCGUGCGGGGAGAUCUGGGGACUGACUGCCCAGCUGGCUACAAGAGACUCAACAGCACUCACUGCCAGGAUAUCAACGAGUGCGCCAUGUCAGGUGUCUGCCGCCAUGGCGACUGCCUCAACAGUCCCGGCUCCUUCCGCUGUGUCUGUCCUCCGGGCCAUGGCCUCGGCCCCUCUCGCACUCAGUGCCUUGAGAAAGCGGAGGAGAAGAGUCUCUGUUUCCGUCUGGUGGGACCGGAGAUGCAGUGCCAACACCCGCUCACCACCCGCCUCACCCGCCAGCUCUGCUGCUGCAGCGUCGGCAAAGCCUGGGGGGCCCGGUGUCAGCGCUGCCCGGCGGAUGGCACGGCGGCCUUCAAGGAGAUCUGCCCGGCCGGGAAGGGUUACCACAUCCUGACCUCCCACCAGACGCUCACCAUCCAGGGCGAAAGCGACUUCUCCCUCUUCCUGCACCCCGACGGACCACCCAAGCCGCAGCCACCCCCGGAGGCCCCCAGCCGAGCCCCCCAGGCCGAGGACGCGGAGGAAGAGGAAGUGGGGACGCCGGACACCCCCCAGCUGGUAUCUGAGGAGCAGCAGAUGCAUCAGAUCCCGGUGGUCAUCACCUGGCCUCCAACCCGCCACCCCGAGCUGGUGGCCCGGCCCACGCCCCCGGCCGUGCACCGGGUCCUCCCGGAUCUGCCCCCGUCGCGCAGCGCCGUGGAGAUCGCUCCCACCCAGGUCACCGGGCCCGACGAGUGCCGGCUGAACAGGAAUAUUUGCGGCCACGGAGAAUGUAUGUCAGGCCCCAGCGGAUACUCCUGUCUGUGCUACCCUGGCUACCGGCUGCAUCCCCAACAGCCCUACUGCAUCGACGUGAACGAGUGCGAGGCGGAGCCGUGCGGCUUGGGGAAGGGCGUCUGCCUCAACACGGGCGGCUCCUACAACUGUCACUGCAACCGCGGCUACCGGCUGCACGUCAGCCACGGCGCCCGCUCCUGCGUCGACGUCAACGAGUGCUCCACCAAGCCGCACCUGUGCGGAGACGGCGGCUUCUGCUCCAAUUUCCCGGGUCACUACAAGUGCAACUGUUUCUCCGGAUACCGGCUCAAGCCCGCCCGCCCGCCCGUCUGCGAAGAUAUCGACGAGUGCCGGGAUCCUGCCUCCUGCCCCGACGGCAAAUGCGAAAACAGGCCCGGGAGCUUCAAGUGCACGGCCUGCCAACCCGGCUACCGCAGUCAAGGCGGCGGGGCCUGCCGCGACGUGGACGAGUGCGCGGAGGGCAGUCCGUGCCAGCACGGCUGGUGCCACAACCUGCCGGGCGCCUUCCGCUGCACCUGCGCCCAGGGCUACACCCCCGCCUCCGACGCCCGCAGCUGCAUCGAUGUGGACGAGUGUGAGGCCGGUGACCUCUGCGAAAACGGGGUCUGCGCCAACACCCCUGGGUCCUUCCAGUGCCAGUGCCUUGCCGGCUAUCACCUCUCCGGGGACCGGAGCCUCUGCGAAGAUAUCGACGAAUGCGACUUUCCGGCCGCCUGCAUCGGGGGCGAAUGCAGCAACACCAAUGGCUCCUAUCGCUGCCUCUGUCCCGCCGGGCACCGGCUGGUGGGCGGCAGGAAGUGCCAAGACAUCGACGAAUGCAGUCAGGACCCCGGCCUCUGCCUGCCCCACGGGGCCUGUGACAACCUGCACGGCUCCUACGCCUGCGUCUGCGACGAGGGCUUCGCCCCGACCCCGGACCGGCACGGCUGCGAGGAGGUGGAGCUGCCCCACCACAAGAAGGAGUGCUACCUGAACUUCGACGACACCGUCUUCUGCGACAGCGUCCUGGCCACCAACGUCACCCAGCAGGAAUGCUGCUGUUCCCUGGGGGCCGGCUGGGGCGACCACUGCGAGAUCUACCCCUGUCCCGUCCUCAGCUCAGCCGAAUUCCACAGCCUCUGCCCGGACGGGAAAGGUUUCAUCCAAGACAACAACAUCGUCAACUACGGCCUGCCGGCGCACCGGGACAUCGACGAGUGCGUGCUUUUCGGCGAGGAGAUCUGUAAGGAGGGCAAGUGCGUCAACACCCAGCCGGGUUACGAGUGCUACUGCAAGCAGGGCUUCUACUACGACGGCGACCUGCUGGAGUGCCUCGACGUGGACGAGUGCCUGGACGAGGCCAACUGCCGGAACGGGGUGUGCGAGAACACCCGGGGGGGCUUCCGCUGCGCCUGCACACCCCCCGCUCAGUACAGUCCGGCCCAGCGCCGCUGCCUCAGCCCGGCCGAGAUGGAUGUGGAUGAGUGCCAGGACCCAAACGCCUGCCGCCCGGGCCGCUGUAUUAACCUCCCCGGCUCCUUCCGCUGUGAUUGCCGCCUGCCCUGGGCGCCCGGGCCGGACGGCCAAGACUGCCAGCUCCCGGACGGCCCCGCCGAGCGGGUCCCGGAGCGGCGGGCAGUGUGCUGGAGCCAGCGCGGGGACGACGGACUAUGUGCGGGCCCCCUGCCCGGCCCCCUCCUCCCCUUCGAGGACUGCUGCUGCCGGCGCCAGGGCCGGGGCUGGGGGGCUCACUGCCGCCCUUGCCCCCCCCGGGGUUCAGGACUUCAGUGCCAGAACUCCCAGAGCGAAAGCAACUCCUUCUGGGACGUGAGUCCCAUGUUCCUGGGGAAGCCCCGCAGAGAGGAGGACAGCUCGGAGGAGGACUCGGACGAGUGCCGCUGCCUCAACGGGCGCUGCGUGCCCCGGCCCGGGGGGACCGUGUGCGAAUGCCCCGGCGGCUUCCAGCUGGACGCCUCCCGCACCCGCUGCGUCGACAUAGACGAGUGCCGGGAGCUGAACCAGCGCGGGCUGCUGUGCAAGAGCGAGCGCUGCGUCAACACCAGCGGCUCCUUCCGCUGCACCUGCAAGGCCGGCUACGCCCGCAGCCGCCCCCACGGGACCUGCCUCCCCCAGCGCCGCCGCUGACCCCCGCCCCGGCCGGAGGGGAGACGGCGGCGACCCCCCGUCCGCACCGUUUGCACUCGGCCCGCACCCCAGCCCCGUGUAAAUACGCCCUGGAUAUUAAAAUAUUAAUAAUUAA